AUGACUGAAGCCGAAGCCGAAGUCAAAGCCAGCGCGCGACCGAAAAACCCUGUGACCGUAAUCGGGAUCUCCGGCCCCUCAUCCAGCGGCAAGACAACCCUAGCCCGCCUCCUGCAGCGGAUAUUCUCGCAUAUCAGCGAAAACCUGCAGACGUUUAUCAUGCACGAGGAUGACUUUUACCUCCCUGAUGAUCGAAUCCCAUACACAACAACCUCCUCCGGCAAAACAGUCCAAGACUGGGAUACCGUCGAGGCAAUUGACGUGCCGUUCAUGGCAUCGGCGCUGUCCUACGUCCGGCAGCAUGGCCGGCUCCCGCCUCGCCUGAAGAGCAAGGAGGAUCUCAACGAGGCGUCCGAUUCGGGCGUCAGCGACGAGACGAUUGCCCAGCUGCAGCGCCAGGUUUCAGAAAAACUGCAGCAAGUUGGACCGGUCCUUGUGGGAGAUGGGGAAAAGCGGACGGUUGUCUUCUUCGAGGGGUUUUUGUUGUUUAGUCCGCCAGAGGCGGAGGUCAGGGAGCAUGUCCUGCGGCCAGUGCAUGAGCAGAUCGAUGUGCGUCUGUUUUUGCCGGCGCCGUAUGAUUAUGUUAAGAACCGUCGCGAGAGAAGAAGUGGCUAUGUGACCAUUGGGCCGGCUCCUGUCCCCCCGCUGCCGCACAGGGGAUCGUCGGCUUCUGACGAUGUGAAGCAGCAUGUUGAUUUGGAGGCGGAGGAUGACGCCCCACCACAGAACUUUUGGACGGAUCCCCCGGGCUAUGUGGAUGAUAUUGUUUGGCCACGAUACGUACGAGAUCAUGCAUGGCUGCUGUUACCUGAAAGCGGUCUUGACAAUGAUCGGUACCAGAACGCUAGGAAUUCUGAUAUUGACGAGUUGGUCAGAAUUGUGGGGCAAGGGACGAACGUGAGAACUGAUGCCGGUGUCGCUGUCGCUCCUGGGAAAGGGGCAUUGCCCAUGGCCGAUGUAUUGAAAUGGGCCAUAGAGGAGGUGAUGAAGCCAUUGGAGAUGGCCGAACGAUGA
Molecule: messenger RNA, 1014 nt
Organism: Aspergillus udagawae
Lineage: Eukaryota; Fungi; Ascomycota; Eurotiomycetes; Eurotiales; Aspergillaceae
Product: ribosylnicotinamide kinase
Exons: 2
Coding region: 1-1014 (337 amino acids)
Cellular component (GO): cytoplasm
Source: RefSeq, a predicted model, not a curated record